This is a messenger RNA of Diuraphis noxia (Russian wheat aphid), 783 nucleotides long. RefSeq lists its product as uncharacterized. The record is from RefSeq and is a predicted model, not a curated record. Gene Ontology annotation, cellular component: membrane. NCBI's taxonomy places the organism in Eukaryota, Metazoa, Arthropoda, Insecta, Hemiptera, Aphididae.
UUCAUUUGUAAAAAGAUAUUGGAAAAAAUACUAACAAUCUUUGUUUUGGUGUUUAGAAAAAUUGAAUCAUCAAAGCAAAGCUUAAAACUGAAAUCUUAUGUUACGAUAACUGCASUCGAAGCGUUGGUACUUAUUUGUUAUUGUGCCAAUUUACAAUUUACUUUGCAAAAGAUUUCUGGAGAUGUAGAAAACAUCUUGACCAAAAGUCUCAGCAAAUAUGCCACAAAUAGAACUUGGCGAUUAUUUUGGGAUCAAUUUCAACAACACUAUUAUUGUUGCGGUAGUUCUCAAAAAACUAAUUGGUUCCAAACAGCUUGGGUUUCACCUAUUGCAGUAACCUCACUUUCAAUACUAAAAAAAUGUACACAACAAAAUGGAAAAUUCAUUAUACUGGCUGCACCCAUAAGUUGUUGUUUACCUGACGCUAUUUGCAAUACAUUCAUCGAUUCUGAACAACCUGAUCCAGAAAAAUAUUUUCCAAAUAGUUGUUCUUCAAUAAUAGUUAAUCAAAUAAACUCUAUAUCAUACACAAGAUACUCAUUUUAUGCUACAUUAGUUAUUCAGAUUAUUUCUGCUGUCGUAAGAUAUGAAGGUUACAUAGAAAACAAUAAUAAUCCAAAAUCAAAAUUAUAGAAGAUAUAUAUUUUUUAUAUCUUAGAAGAAAAUAUUAGUGUCUUACUGUCUUAACUUAAUUAAAUUACUUUUAUAAUGUUACCAUUGUUUAUGAAUAUCACAUCAAUGUAUUUUUUAAUUAGUCCGAGUUAAAUGGUGUUCUGAAUCAGU